AAAACUGUCAAAAAAGCGCUUCGUUUAUUGCUUUGCUUUGUUUAUUUAUAUAAUUUCCUAUUUUCAUUUAAAGUCUUUCAUCUACUUUGUAAAUUAACAUUAUGCCAAGUCAGUUUGAAGAAGAGCGAGUGUGGGAGGGAUCCAAUCAUAACCAUUUUGAGGAAGACGGCGGGGAAGAUGUUAUUGAAAAUCCAGAAGAAGUGUUACAAGAAUGCCUUGAGAAAUUUAAAACUCCCGAUUAUAUUAUGGAACCGGGUAUUUUUGGACAAUUGAAACGAUACUUCCAAGCUGGUGGGAACCCAGAGCAAGUUAUUGAACAGUUAUCAAUCAACUAUAAUGCCGUUGCCCAAAUGGCAAAUCUGUUAGCAGAAUGGCUUAUACUUGGAGGUGUUAAGGUAACUGAAGUGCAAGCGAUGGUUGAAAACCACUUAAAAGAUAUGAUUCUUAAAACAUUUGAUCCAAAGAAAGCAGAUACUAUAUUCACAGAGGAGGGUGAGACUCCUGCUUGGCUGACUGAGAUGAUUGAACACCCUACGUGGAGAUCAUUGAUAUAUAGGUUGGCAGAGGAAUACCCUGAUUGUCUUAUGCUUAACUUCACAAUUAAGUUAAUUUCAGAUGCUGGCUUUCAAGGUGAAAUCACUAGUAUAUCUACAGCAGCCCAACAGAUAGAAGUAUUCUCUCGGGUGCUCAAGUCUUCCAUAGUUGGUUUUCUUCAGAGCUCUGAUGAUUGGCAAAACAGUGUGAAUGAAUGUGCAAAAAUGGUGUGCCAUGGCGCCCACACGUACGUGUACAGCCAGGUCAUCGUGCACAUACUGUCCCAGGAACCUCGCGGCGGUGCUAUUAUGAAACGACUUAGUCAAGAAAUUACGCGAUGUGCACAACAGAGCGGGCACGACGUGACGCCCAUCACGCUGGCGCUGACGACGGGCGACAGCUGGCGCGGCGCGCGCACGGCGCUGGCCGCCAUGCUGUCGCGCGGCGCGCUCAACCCCGCCGACAUCUCCGUGCUGUUCCGCGUCUACACGCAGCCCGACCCGCCGCCCGUGCACUUGCUGCGCAUCCCACAGUUCCUGGAACUCCUAGUGGACGCGUUAUUCAAACUAGGAAGCAAGCUAAACCCGGAGCACAAGUCGAAGUACAUGUACCUGCUGGCGUACGCAGCGAGCGUGUGCGAGGGCCACGCGGGGCGGCCGCUGAAGGACGAGCUGAAGGCGACGGUGCAGGCCAUCGAGAAGGUGCACGCCGUGUGCGGCAGCUCCGCCAGCUCCAGCGAGCUCGUUGCUGAACUACCCACCCUGUAUCACUGUAUAAGAUUUCCAGUAGUAGGCAUGGGAGUACUGGUGUGGGUGGAGUGUGUCGUGACAGAGCCGUCGUACUUCAAGCUGUGCACAGAGCACUGUCCCGUGCACCUGGCGCUGCUGGACGAGGUCGCGUCCUGCCACCAGCUGCUGCACCACAGGCUGCUGAGGCUGCUCGUCCAGUUGUUUGAAUCUCCGCAAGACGAAUUGGAAAUUUUAGUGCAGCUGGAGCUGAAGAAGAUGCUUCUGGAUCGUAUGGUGAACCUGCUGAGCCGCGGCUGCGUGGUGCCCGUGCUGCGCUACAUCAAGCAGUGCUGGCAGAGAGGCGACACAGACAUCUCCUUGAUAAGAUACUUCAUCACGGAGGUUUUAGAUGCAAUAGCGCCGCCGUAUACCCCCGAGUUCGUUCAACUGGUUUUGCCAAUGGUUGAAAAUGAAGAAAUCACGGGUACCAUGCGCGCGGAAGGAGAAAAUGAUCCAGUUUCGGAGUUUAUAGUCCACUGCAAAGCACAUUAUGUGGUGGUAUAACACAAAUGAAGAUUCAGUGCAUGAUCCCGGAAAUGAUCAUUCUACUACCCUAGUAGAUUUAAGUAAUAUAAGUAUAAUA
Messenger RNA from Cydia amplana, 1905 nucleotides. RefSeq names its product negative elongation factor D (gene TH1). Gene Ontology annotation, cellular component: NELF complex; nucleus. Gene Ontology annotation, biological process: negative regulation of transcription elongation by RNA polymerase II. Bases 102 to 1826 code for a protein of 574 amino acids. Gene Ontology annotation, molecular function: RNA binding. NCBI's taxonomy places the organism in Eukaryota, Metazoa, Arthropoda, Insecta, Lepidoptera, Tortricidae. The transcript has 12 exons. The record is from RefSeq and is a predicted model, not a curated record.